Messenger RNA from Salvia hispanica, 978 nucleotides. RefSeq names its product guanosine deaminase-like. Gene Ontology annotation, biological process: purine nucleoside catabolic process. The record is from RefSeq and is a predicted model, not a curated record. Lineage: Eukaryota; Viridiplantae; Streptophyta; Magnoliopsida; Lamiales; Lamiaceae. Gene Ontology annotation, molecular function: zinc ion binding; guanosine deaminase activity.
UGUAACGUGAACAUCAUUUUCCAAAUCUUUUUAGCGUUGCCACCACAUCAAUACAUCAUCACAUAGCCUUCCAAAUACAUCUCUCUUUUUGGAUCCAUCCCCAUUACUUUGCCACAAACCUGUUUCUCAUCUCCGAUGGAAAAAGCUGAAGUUGUUGACGUUAAGGAUGGAACUACGGCUACAUUCACUCCUCAUCAAGAAGUUAUUGAAGCUAAAGAUGGAGAUAUUGCUGCUGUUCCUACUGCAUUUGCUGGUCAUCAAGAAGUUGUCGAUGCCAAAGAUGGAACUAUCUCAGUGGCGUCUGCAUUUCCUGGUCAUCAAGAAGCUGUUCAGGAUAGAGAUCACAAAUUCUUGACAAAAGCAGUUGAAGAGGCGUACAAAGGUGUCGAUAGUGGAGAUGGAGGUCCUUUUGGUGCUGUUGUAGUACAGAAUGAUGAAGUGGUCGUAAGGUGUCAUAACAUGGUCCUCAAGCACACAGACCCCACUGCUCAUGCAGAGGUUACAGCAAUAAGAGAGGCUUGCAAGAAGCUCAACAGGAUUGAGCUCUCGGACUGUGAGAUAUAUGCUUCAUGUGAACCAUGCCCCAUGUGUUUCGGCGCAAUCCAUCUCUCCAGAAUCAAGAGACUGGUGUACGGAGCGAAAGCUGAAGCUGCUAUUGCCAUCGGUUUCGAUGACUUCAUAGCAGAUGCAUUGAGAGGUACUGGGUUUUACCAGAAGGCUAAUCUUGAAAUCAAAAGAGCUGAUGGGAAUGGGGCGAUGAUAGCAGAGCAGGUAUUCGAGAAAACAAAGGAGAAAUUUCAACUAUACUGAAGAAUAUUCCUUCAAUUGUAAUUGUUGAUGAAAUCUAUUUACUCAACAACUGCUCUUUUGUUCUUUGCUGAUGCAUUUAACGUUUCAUAUAAAGGGAUUUGCUGUAUUCUCUUAAUAAUUGUAACUUUGUAAAUGCAUAAUUAUGAAAUGAACUUUAUUUGAGUUGAA